UCUUGCCUACCACGAAACACCAACCCGAGUGAACCAAAACCCACCCGACCCGAUUAUAAAACUCCGAACCAACCAGACACAUGCAAUGGCAAUUGACUGGUUUUCCGUACACUCUGCGAAACUCUCUCUCUCCUCCACUACUCAUAACUAAUUCUACGCAAAUCGUUACUCACUCAUUCACAAACAACAUGCAAACCAAAUCUCAAUUUCUUCACAGUUGACGCAUUGUCAUCAAAAAUCCCUAAUCAGUUAUGAAAUUGACAUAAAUUUUUAGACAUUAACCGAUAGGUAAUUAGGUUGUAGUGAAUUGAAUAAAAAAUGGCGGGAAACGAUUGGAUAAACAGUUAUCUGGAAGCGAUUCUGGAUGUAGGUCCAGGUCUGGACGACAAGAAUUCGUCGCUAAUGUUGAGAGAAAGAGGGAAAUUUAGCCCUACUCGAUACUUUGUUGAAGAGGUUAUCACCAAAUUUGAUGAGACCGAUCUUCGUCGUUCUUGGGCUAUGGCCUCAUCCAUCCGGGAUUCAGAAGAAAGAAACACAAGAUUAGAGAACAUGAGCUGGAGGAUUUGGAACUUGGCUCGGAGGAAGAAAAAGCUAGGCAAAGGAACUCAACAAAAACGGAAACAAAAACGGGAACUAGCAAGGGUUCCUAAACCGUUACUUGCAGACAUGCCGGAAGAGUUAUCCGAAGGAGAGAAAGGCGAUACAGUCAGCGAGAUUUCACCAAAGGGAAAGGGCGUUAGCACUAAAGGUGGAAUGAAAAGAAUUAAUUCGAUGGACGUGUUGAAGAACUUCGCUACUCAACAAAAGGACAAGAAACUCUACAUUGUGUUAAUCAGUCUUCACGGUCUUAUUCGUGGUGAAAAUAUGGAGCUAGGUCGCGAUUCCGAUACAGGCGGACAGGUGAAGUAUGUAGUAGAACUCGCAAGGGCAUUAGGUGCAAUGCCGGGGGUGUAUCGAGUGGAUUUGCUGACUAGACAAGUAUCGGCGCCUGGUGUUGACUGGUCAUACGGUGAACCAACCGAAAUGUUAACGCCACUUAACGAUGACGACUGCCAAAGUGGCGAGAGUAGUGGCGCGUACAUAAUACGUAUACCUUUCGGUCCGAAAGACAAAUAUAUCCCUAAAGAGCUCCUAUGGCCUCACAUACCCGAGUUUGUCGACGGUGCAUUAACCUACAUUUUACAAAUGUCAAAGGUUUUAAGCGAGCAAAUUGGUGACGGGAAGCCCGUAUGGCCAGCUUCGAUUCACGGGCACUAUGCGGAUGCGGGAAACGCGGCUGCUCUUUUAUCCGGUGCGUUAAACGUCCCAAUGCUGUUUACGGGACAUUCUCUUGGACGCGAUAAACUUGAACAGAUAUUGAAACAAGGGCGGCAAUCGAAGGAUGAUAUCAAUACCACUUAUAGAAUAAUGAGGCGAAUCGAGGCUGAGGAGAUAACUGUUGAUUCAUCGGAAGUGAUUAUUACUAGUACUCGGCAAGAGAUAGACGAGCAAUGGGGUUUGUAUGACGCGUUUGAUCCCGUUCUUGAGAGAAAAUUACGAGCUAGGAAUCGACAGAACGUGAGCUGUUUCGGCCGGUUCGCGCCCCGUCCAAUUGUAAUACCGCCUGGAAUGGAGUUUAAGCAUAUUGUUCCGAACCGUGGUGGUGCGGAUGAUGAUUCAGAAGGAUAUCAGGAAAGUUCAACGACUCCAAACCCGCCUGUUUGGUCUGAGAUAAUGCGAUUCUUCACGAAUCCGCAUAAGCCUAUCAUCCUGGCUCUUGCUCGACCCGACCCGAAAAAGAAUCUGACUACUCUGGUCAAAGCUUUCGGGGAGUGCCGUGCAUUAAGGGAUCUUGCAAACCUCACAUUGAUAAUGGGAAACCGUGAUAACAUCGAUGAAAUGUCCGGCACAAAUUCGGCAGUUUUACUUUCGAUUUUGAAGUUGAUUGACAAAUAUGAUAUGUACGGUCAAGUUUCUUAUCCGAAACACCAUAAGCAAUCUGAAGUUCCCGAUAUAUAUCGGUUAGCAGCCAGGACGAAGGGUGUGUUCAUCAAUCCAGCAUUCAUUGAGCCGUUUGGUCUCACUUUGAUAGAGGCAGCAGCAUAUGGUUUACCUAUGGUGGCUACUAAAAACGGAGGUCCAGUUGAUAUUAAGAAGGCUCUUGAUAACGGGUUACUGGUGGACCCACACAAUCAGCAAUCGAUAGCAGAUGCACUUUUGAAGCUGGUAGCAGAUAAGCAACUUUGGUCGAAAUGUAAACAAAACGGUUUAAAAAACAUUCAUCUUUUCUCAUGGCCCGAGCAUUGCAAAACGUAUCUAGCCCGAAUAGCUUGUUGCAGGCCACGUCAUCCAAAAUGGGAAAGCUGUGCGGUUGGAUACGAGUAUUCAGAAUCGCAAUCACCCGAAGAUUCACUACGAGAUCUUAACGACUUAAAGAUUUCAUUAGAAGGUGUUAUACACGAUCAUGGAAGCGUUGACAGUUCGCAGAAAUCCGACGUGAAUUCUCAGUCGCUCAAAAGCAAAUCUAGCGUCGGGAAAAAACUCGAAAACUUGGCUAAGUUGCCGGUUAAGGAGAAGUCAAAUAAGGAUGAAACGUUAGCGAGAAUUGGAUCGCAAGAUACAAUCGAGUACCUCGAGUUACGGAGGAAGAAAACCGUGUUUGUUGUGGCGGUUGACUGUGGUUUGACUAAAGAUUUUGUCGAGAUUUUGAAUAUGAUUCUCGAAAUCGUGAAGGUGGAUAAGAAGGGGGAAAAUUUAGGGUUUAUAUUAUCAACAGCUUCGUCUAUAUCCGAGAUUCAUUCUUUUAUGAAAACUAGUAACAUCGAGUUUUCAGGAUUCGACGCUUUGAUAUGCAACAGUGGUAGUGAUAUAUAUUACCCUUCUUCUAGUGAAGGAAGUCCUAAAAAUCUUCCGUUUGUCGUGGAUUCUGAUUAUUCUUCGCACAUUGAUUAUCGUUGGGGUGGAGAUCACUUACAGAACACUUUAGUUCAUUGGGCCGCUUCUCUUAGAGAACGAUAUAAAGAUAAAGAACUCGUUGUCGAGUGUGAUUCUGAAUCCCGACAUUGUUUUGCAUUUAAAAUCAAGAACUUAGAACAUAUACCACCUGUGAAGGAUCUUCGCGAGUUUUUGAGAAAACAAGCUCUAAGAUGCCAGGCUGUAUAUUGUCAAAACGGUACAAAGUUGAAUGUGAUACCCGUGGUUGCUUCUCGAGCUCAGGCUCUAAGGUACUUGUAUGUGAGAUGGGGUAUGAACUUGGCGAAUACUGUAGUUAUCAUGGGAGAUUACGGGGACACUGAUUAUGAAGGUUUACGCGGUGGAAUACAUAAAACAGUGGUAAUCAAUGGAGUUUGUAACGAAGCACGUAAGCUUCAUAACAACAGAAGCUAUCCUCUAGAACAUGUAAUUACGUAUGAUACUCCGACUAUCGUUCAGGUCGAAGGAUGCAAGAAGGAUCAAGUAAUUCAAGCAAUGGCAAAGUUACAAGUUUGAUCUUUACUGUUUAGAACGUUAGAAGAGCCGGCAAGAUUAGGUUUUUUUUUUUUUUAAACCAGAGUCAACGGUAUAUGUCGGAUUUUUUCAACUGAAACUACAGGCAUAUGUUAUAUGUAUGCAAAGACAAAUGUUGUAAAUGCCUCUUCUUAAUUUGUGGUCAAUAAUACAAUAUUCGUUA
Messenger RNA from Helianthus annuus (common sunflower), 3649 nucleotides. RefSeq names its product probable sucrose-phosphate synthase 1. The coding region runs from base 319 to 3468 and encodes 1049 amino acids. Gene Ontology annotation, molecular function: sucrose synthase activity; sucrose-phosphate synthase activity. The transcript is spliced from 10 exons. The record is from RefSeq and is a predicted model, not a curated record. Lineage: Eukaryota; Viridiplantae; Streptophyta; Magnoliopsida; Asterales; Asteraceae. Gene Ontology annotation, biological process: sucrose metabolic process.